AUGAACCACCUACUCCCAUCGUCCCCUGUCAUGUACAUAAACAAAUGCGUUCGACUGGCAAGAUCCUCCGGCGUUAAGUGCGGCAGCGGCCUCUUGGGGAGCACCGUUCUCCUUCUUCUCCGUCUUGGCGGCGGCCUCCUCAAGCUCCUUGAUCUUCUUCUCAAGGGCUGUGUUCUUCUCCAGAGCGGCCUUCUUGUCGGCCUCGGCAGCCUCAAGCUCCUUGACCUUCUUCUCAAGGGCCUCGGUCUUCUCGACAGCCGCCUUCUUCUCGGUUUCGCUGGUCUCGAGCUUGGUCUUAAGCUCGGCCUCGCUGUCCUUGGCCUUCUUAGCUUCAGCCUCAGCAGCGUCGAUCUUGGUCUUCAGGUCGGCAGCACCAUCCUCAGCCGUCUUCUGGGCAGCCUCGGCAGCUUCCAACUUGGUCUUCAGGGCAGCCUCGCCUUCUUUGGCGGUCUUGGCAUCACCCUCAGCGGCCUCAAGCUUCGUCUUGAGCUCGGCGGCGCUAUCCUCGACUGCCUUCUUGGCGGCCUCGGCAGCCUCGAUCUUCUUCUUCAGAUCAGCGGCACUGUCUUCGACAGCCUUCUUCUCAGCCUCGGCGGCCUCGAUCUUCUUCUUGAGCUCAGCAGCGCUCUCCUCAACCGACUUCUUCUCGGCUUCGGCAGCCUCGAUCUUCUUCUUAAGUUCGGCGGCGGCGUCCUCAGCGGUCUUCUUCUCGCCCUCAGCAGACUCAACCUUCGUCUUCAGCUCAGCAGCACUGUCCUCGGCAGUCUUCUUUUCAGCCUCGGCGGCAGUGAGCUUCGUCUUCAGGUCGGCCUCAGCAUCCUUGGCGGUCUUAGCCUCGGUCUGGGCGGCGGUGGCACUGGCCUCAGCAGCAUCGAGCUUGGUCUGGAGGGCAGCCUCAACCUCCUUGGCUGUCGUGACGUCCGCCUCAGCAGUCUUCAGGCUGGCCUGGGCCGCCUCGAGCUUGGCAUUGAGCUCAGACUCGGCAAUCUCGGCAUUGGAGUCGGUGGACAGCUUGUCGUGGGUCUGCUGCAGGGUCGCGUGCUUGCUCUCGAGCUCGCCCAGGCUGGUCUUGGAAGCAGCAAGCUCGGCCUCGGAGUCGGCCUUGAGCUUCUCGUGUGUCUCAGACAGUGCCUGGAGCUUGGCCUGGGAGUCGGCGGCAGCUUGCUUGUGCUCCUCGAGGGCCUUAUUGGCAGCGGUGAGGUCGGACUCGAGCUUGGCGGAGGUCUCCUUCAAGGAGCCCUGCUCCUUCUCGGCGGUGGUGGCGCGGGCAAUGAGGGCCUCAAUCUCGGCCUUGAGGGCCUUCUCGGACGCAUCGAGGGCCUCCUUGGCAUCGGUCACCUCCUGGGUGAGCUUGGUGAUCUCGGCCUUGAGGGUCUGACGCUCGGCGUCGACGGCCUGGACAUUCUCCUCGACGAGAACCAGCUGCGCCUUUGUAUCCUCGAGCUCCUGCUUGAAAGCCUCGUGCUCCUCGCGGGUGAGCUCCUCCUUGGUCUUCAGCUCGGUCUGGAGCUCGGCAAGCAGCGACUUUGUCUCAUCGCCGGAGGAGUGAAGCUGGCCUUCGAGAUGUGGUGGGGCUGA
Molecule: messenger RNA, 1578 nt
Organism: Clonostachys byssicola
Lineage: Eukaryota; Fungi; Ascomycota; Sordariomycetes; Hypocreales; Bionectriaceae
Source: the annotation of a GenBank genome assembly